AUGGCCAUAGAUUACGUUAAUGUACUAGAAAAGAUCGAUAAUAGUAUACAAGGUAUAAACUCACUACCUGAAUUCGAUUAUUUUUUCAAUGAAAGUAGCGUAAAGCCUCAAUCUCUUCCAGAAUUUCUAGAUAAGCGCUUCAAUCUUGUAAAAUCAGAUACAAUAUGUUCAAAUUCUAUCGAUGCUAAUGUGGAGGAUAAUACAUUUGUAAAAACUUUAAAUUCUUCCAGUAGAACAAUAGAUAGCGAUGUAGAAAAUAAUUACAAUAAUCUAUUGCGUACAAAUUACUCUAAACUGCAACUAGCCGCGCCUAUAAUUGAGAUUGAUAACGUCGAAGAAGCUUAUUCGAAUAAUUUAGAGGAAUGGUGUCUUUCACCAGAGAAUCCUAUUACUAUUAUUCGAGGCAUGGCCAAAGCGGUCGACAUGAACCUUGAUCUGUUCUCAUCGAGAUCAUUAGCAAAUAAUAGCGCCGAUGAUCAAAUUGAGGUACGAAGUCAACGCCAACAAACGUCAGACGAAAAUUGGGAUUCACGUUAUCGAAAAAGAACUUGGCUUUGUGAAAGUAAUCGGGCUUAUACUACAAUUGCUAAAUAUGCGCGCUAUCAAGCUGCUUCGAUACGAGAAUUGCUACAAAAUGACGAAUCAUCAGCUGAAUCACCAUACUCCGAUAGUAGCAGCAACUCUGGCCAAAGCAGUAACAGAGGAGCUAAGAGGAGAAAAUUAAAUCAACAUAAAAUGGUAAAAUUUGGCACAAAUGUUGACCUAUCAAACCAACAAAAAUGGAAGAUGCAACUAAAAGAAAUGGACAAAUUACCCCAGUUUCUUAAAGUGGCAUCACGUCAAAAUAUGUUAACCUACCUCGGUUACGAAAUUCUAGGUAUGAACUCAGUCCAGUUAUACAUGAAAGUACCAGGAUGCCGUACUCCUGGCCAUCAAGAAAACAAUAAUUUAUGCUCUGUCAACAUUAAUGUCGGACCUGGUGAUUGUGAAUGGUUUGGAGUACCCGUUCACAAUUGGAGAUCUAUCGAAAAGUUAUGUAAAAAAAACAAAGUAGACUUUCUCACUGGAUCGUGGUGGCCAGUUCCUGAAGAAAUAUUUGAUCUAAAUGUUCCAUUAUACAGAUUUAUUCAAAAACCAGGUGAUAUCGUCUUUGUUAAUGUCGGUACCGUUCAUUGGGUGCAAUCUUUAGGAUGGUGUAAUAACAUCGCCUGGAACGUCGGCCCGAUAACAGCUAAUCAAUACAAAUGGGCAAUGGAACGAUACAAUUGUAAUAAAAUAGAAAGAUUUCACUCUAUUGUUCCGAUGAUAUUACUGAGUUGGAAUUUGGCAAAGAAUAUAAAGAUCAAAGAGAAAGUCUUACAAGGGCAUAUCGAAUCUAUCCUACUUCGAUCGAUGCAAGAUUGUAAAGAGACAUUAGCUGAAUUAGAGGCCUCCAAUACUAAAGUUAAAUGGCACGAAUAUCGCGAAAAUGAGCCUGCUCCGUGUUGUUGCCAAUGUAAAUGUGAAGUCUUUAAUAUUCUAUUCGUUACCGUAGACAAACCUUGUUUAGUUUAUUGCAAAAAAUGUGCUCAAAAUGGCACAAGUAAACAUGUCAGUACUUUUGUUGUUCUACAGCAGUUUAGUAUGGAAGAAUUGCAAAACAUAUACCACAACUUUGUUGGUCAUAUGUAG
This is a messenger RNA of Trichoplax adhaerens, 1671 nucleotides long. RefSeq lists its product as uncharacterized. Gene Ontology annotation, molecular function: chromatin DNA binding; RNA polymerase II cis-regulatory region sequence-specific DNA binding. Gene Ontology annotation, cellular component: MLL3/4 complex. Lineage: Eukaryota; Metazoa; Placozoa; Uniplacotomia; Trichoplacea; Trichoplacidae. The coding region runs from base 1 to 1671 and encodes 556 amino acids. Gene Ontology annotation, biological process: regulation of gene expression. The transcript has a single exon. The record is from RefSeq and is a predicted model, not a curated record.